Messenger RNA from Mobula hypostoma (lesser devil ray), 9758 nucleotides. It is a transcript of the gene tyk2, whose product is annotated as tyrosine kinase 2. Gene Ontology annotation, cellular component: membrane; cytosol; cytoskeleton. Gene Ontology annotation, molecular function: growth hormone receptor binding; ATP binding; non-membrane spanning protein tyrosine kinase activity. The transcript has 24 exons. The record is from RefSeq and is a predicted model, not a curated record. Bases 282 to 3842 code for a protein of 1186 amino acids. Lineage: Eukaryota; Metazoa; Chordata; Chondrichthyes; Myliobatiformes; Myliobatidae. Gene Ontology annotation, biological process: protein phosphorylation; growth hormone receptor signaling pathway via JAK-STAT; intracellular signal transduction.
GCGAAAUGCCAGUGAAGGGAGUUUUGUGAGAGGAACAGCGGUGCUGGAGGCAGAGGAAGAGGCGCGACACGGCUGAGCUAGACAUUCGUGCUUGGCUCCAGCGAUGGUAUAGGAUGGUCGUUGAGGUUGUCGGAGGGAGUUGUCGACGUUAGGUCCGUCAAGAAUCAGGAUUACCAGGGCCCGGUCGCGGAAAGGCCCCGGGCACCUCGCCACCGGCUCCAGCACCAGCGGCCGAAGUUGUGGAACCCGGGAGUGAAGACUGUUGAUGUCAAACAGAGAACAUGGCGUUGUGCCCCUGCACCAUGACUCACAAGGAAUCUGAGCUUGAUGGAUGUCACUCCUCAGCAGAGCCAGGACUGAAAGUGCAUCUGUACUGGUCGAAUGAAGGCACGAAAGACCUUGUGUUCAGUGAUGGAGAAAUGUUUGCAGAGGAUGUGUGCAUUGCCGCAGCACAGAAAUGCUCCAUUUCCCCACUGUGCCAUAGUUUAUACGCAUUAUGUGACCUAAAAGAAAAUCUUUGGUAUCCUCCAAAUCACGUCUUCAAGAUCAACAAGGACCUGUGUCUGACCCUACAUUAUCGCAUGAGGUUUUAUUUCAAGAAUUGGCAUUGCCUGACUGAAAAAGAAUCUUGGGUACAACGAUGGACUCCAAAGAAGGGUGAUCCUGUCAAACUCGACCAAGCCAGCCCUCUGUUUGAUCACAUGUCACUGAAUUAUAUCUUUGCACAGAGUAAAUAUGAUUUCAUAAAUGGCAUUGCUCCACUCCGAGAACUGCAGAAAGAGCAGGAUGUACACAUCUUCCAAAAUGAGAGUCUGGGAAUGGCUGUUCUUCACCUUUCAUACAUCGCAGUCCAAAGUGGCCGAUCGCUGGGGGAUGUGUCUAAAGAAGUGAGUUUUAAGGAGUGCAUCCCAAAGGCGUUUCGUUCAAAAAUCGAGAAGAGCAAUCCCUUGACUAGGAUCCGCCUAAAACGUGGUUUUCGAAAAUUUGUGAGGGGCUUCCAGCUGCCUGUUGCUGGUUGUGGGAAGAUGAUCCAGCAUGAUAUUAUAUUCAAAUAUAUCUCCACUUUGGAGAACCUGUGCACCAACUUUGGAGGCGAGAUCUUCCAGGCUCUGUACUUGGAGGUGCUGCCAGAAAGCAGUAGGACUCCUUACAUAAAUGGCCGGUAUUAUGUGAAGACCACAGAGGACGUUUUCUACCCUGCACAGGUUACCCAGGAGUAUGAAGUGCUGGUGACAGGGACAGAGGGCAUACAGUGGAGAAUGUUGAAGAAGGAGCCUCUAGCUGUCAAAAAAACUGGAUGGAAAGGAAAAGCUGGAGACCACAGUAAUAACAAAGUCAAUGAAGCAAUGGAAUUCACUGAGAAGCCGUGGUCAUAUUUCUGUGAUUUUAAGGAGAUUACGCAUAUUGCCAUUUCUGACUGUAGGGUCAGUGUUCAUCGACAGGAUAACAAAUGUCUGGAUCUGGUACUGACCUCGCAUAAAAUUGCACUUUCCUUUGCGUCACUGAUUGAUGGUUACUCUCGCCUGACGACUGAUUCACACCACUACCUGUGUCAUGAGGUGGCUGCUCCACGGGUUGUCCUGAGCAUCACCAGUGGUAUCCAUGGACCAAUGCAACCACAUUACGUCAACAACAAGCUCCGAAGAGAGGAGAACAAGGAGGGGCUUUAUGUUCUGCGAUGGAGCGCUUUAGACUUCAACAAGAUCAUCAUGACAGUUGUGAGUAAAGAGACACCUGAGUAUGAAUUAUUUCGCAGUUCUGGAGGAAUUCAAGGCAUUAAGCAAUUUCAGAUUUUGAGGAAGGCAUCAGAUGCAUUUGUGCUCCAGGGUUGGGAGCGAUCAUUUCCUAGUGUUAAAGAGCUUCUUGAGAACCUGAAAGGCUGUGUGCUGAAAUCGGGGAAUGAGAACUACGUGGUCAAUAAGUGUUGCCCACCUCUCCCUCAUGAAUUCUCCAACUUGCUGAUCAUAAGAAACAGCAAAGAUGCUGAUAUUCGACCACUCACGGCCCAGCUAAAUUUGAGCCAGCUUAGCUUUCACCAGAUACGGAAGGAGGAAAUAGUUCAGGAGCACCACUUGGGACGAGGCACCAGAAUGAAUAUCUAUGCUGGUAGGUUUUGUAUCCGAUGUGAAGAGGAGGAAGAUGAGGAAGAUAUGAAUUCUUCCAGUGGAGUGAGGCACAGUGAAGCAAGGGAUAUCCGUGUGGUGCUGAAAGUGCUUGACCCCAGUCACAGGGACAUUGCACUGGCAUUCUUCGAGCUUGCUAGUCUGAUGAGUCAAAUUUCUCACGCUCAUUUGGCCUUUGUUCACGGAGUCUGUGUGCGAGGCUCAGAAAAUAUAAUUGUGGAAGAAUAUGUGGAAUUCGGACCACUGGAUGUCAUUUUGCGAAAAGAGAAAGGGAAAAUGAGCCCAGGAUGGAGUCUGACUGUCAUUCAGCAGCUUGCCAGUGCGCUGAGUUAUCUGGAGGACAAAAACAUGGUGCACGGUAAUAUUUGCUGCAAGAAUGUCCUUGUUGCAAGGAAAGGGCUGGAGGAGGGCAGUAGCCCCUUUAUCAAAGUCAGCGAUCCAGGCAUCAGCAUCACGGUGCUUUCUCGAGGAGAGCGGGUGGAGCGAAUACCUUGGAUUGCCCCAGAAUGUGUCCAGAACGUUAACAAGUUAAGCCUGGGUGCCGACAAAUGGAGCUUUGGAACAACAGUGCUGGAGAUCUGUUGCAGUGGGGAGGUUCCGCUGAAGGAACGAACUCUGUCAGAGAAAGAGAGGUUUUAUGAGAUGAAAGGAAAUCUUCCAGAACCAUCCUGUAAAGAACUUGCAGACCUGAACAGCCUGUGCCACAGCUAUGAGCCAAACCAGCGGCCAUCAUUCAGGACAAUACUGCGGGAGCUCACACUGUUGCAACAACAAAAUCCAGAUAUUUCAUGCGAAAACUCUGUGCCUACAGUCUCCGACCCCACUGUCUUCCAGAAACGCUACUUGAAGAAAGUCCGAGAUCUUGGAGAGGGCCAUUUUGGCAAGGUGGGUCUGUACAUCUAUGACCCAUUUAAUGAUGGCACAGGGGAAGUGGUGGCGGUGAAAUCACUGAAGUCAGAUUGUGGCGAAGAACUCCGUACGAGCUGGACCCGAGAGAUCGAGAUUCUGAAAACACUCUACCAUGAUAACAUUGUCAAGUACAAAGGAAGCAGCAGUGAACAAGGAGGGCAGAUUGUACAGCUGAUCAUGGAAUACCUGCCACUGGGCAGUCUGCGGGACUACCUCCCGAAGCACAGCGUGGGACUUGGGCAGCUCCUAUUGUUUGCACAGCAGAUUUGUCAGGGCAUGUCCUACCUACAGUCCCAGCGUUAUGUGCACCGUGACCUGGCUGCAAGAAACGUACUGGUGGAAAACGAGAACGUGGUAAAGAUUGGGGACUUUGGGCUGGCAAAAGCAAUCCCUGAGCACCAGGACUACUACCGAGUCAAGGACGAUGGAGACAGCCCUGUGUUUUGGUAUGCCGUUGAUUGUCUGAAAGAAGGAAAAUUCAAUUUUGCCUCCGAUGUUUGGUCAUUUGGAGUCACAUUGUAUGAGCUGCUGACGUACUGUGAGGCUCGACUGAGCCCGCCUGCGAAAUUUAUUGAGAUGAUUGGAGUGACGCAUGGACAGAUGACAGUGGUCCGACUAAUUGAAUUGUUGGAAAGGGGCAGACGCUUGCCUUGUCCAAAGUCCUGUCCAUGGGAGGUCUAUCAGCUGAUGAACAAGUGUUGGGAUUCUGACCCAGCUCAGCGACCCAAGUUUCAAGAGUUGUUCCCAAUAUUUCAGAAGCUGUACGAACGAUACAAGAAGAUCGAAAGUUCAAGCAUUCUCCAGAAGUGAUAAACACCAGAAGCUUCCAACCAAACAUCAUCUUCCUUUAUUACACUCUCUGCCACCCUCCCAAUUUCCUCCCCAUCUCUGCCGAAUAGAGUCAUCAAUCAUUGCAUCAGCGCCAAAAGCAGUAGCCAUUUUGUGAACAGCAAGCUCCCAAAGGUAGCAUUGUAAUUGUUUUUGGUGUUUGGUCCUGGCUACACGUUGGCCUGUAUUUCACAGAGUAUGCUGGAACUCUUCAAACAAUGCCAAAACAGGGAGGCAAGGCCUUUGCAUUGUAUCUCAGUCGGAAGGUAUGAAUAGCACUGGUCACUUCUUUAACUGUACAUGAUUGCUGUUCAGUGAAGAUUUUGGAGAAUUGUAGCCAAGAAAUGCCAUUUGAAGAAAAGACUUCUGCUGAACUUCAAAGUUUUGUUUUAACUCCUUCAGAAAUUCGGAAAGGGAGUUUGAACUUGACGUGAUAUCAUGAUAAUCAAGUGUGCAACUGCACAUAUACUACACUUUGUUAACUUUUGCGAAGUUCAACUGUCGAGGAUAAUCGAGCAUUGGGAAAUGCAAUUUGAUUUUUCCCAUGAAUAAUGUCUGUGAGAAUCUUUAUAAAGCUUAAAAGAUGCAGUUUAGUGUCUGCUGUGUCACACUGCAAAACUGAUAUAGCAUUGUUUAUUUCUGAACUGUGAUAAGAGUUUACUGAUGCAUCUGACCCUGUUACUUUUUAAUACUGUCAAUAUUUGUGUUCUGUGUACUUUGUUUUUUUUGUUAUGAAAUAUAAUGGAAACAAAUUAACUUUUGGGAUAUACUGUCAAAGUUUAUCAUGUUGAGAAAGAAUAAUGUCUGCCACCUUCUCGAAUGUGGCUCUCACCUAGCAGUGUUGCAUGCCUCUGCAUUAUUCCUGCCAAAUAAUGUUACCUAGCAUCAUGUUAAAGGAGGGUAUACCUCACUUGUUCCCUGCCAUCAUUGUGAUAUAGCUGACAUUAUUGAAUGCUGAAUAUCAAAAUUUAAAGUAAGUUUAUUAUCAAAGUACAUAUAUGUCACCAUAUACAACCCUAAGAUUCAUUUUCUUGUGGGCAUACUCAAUAAGUAAAAUAAACAUCAUAGUCAAUGAAAGACCACAUCAAAAGUGCAGACAACUAGUGUGCAAAAGACAACAAACUGUGCAAAUACAAGAAGAAAGAAAUAACAGAUAAGCAAUAAGUAUCGAGAAUGUGGGAUGAAGUGUCACUGAAAGUGAGUCCAUAGGUUGUGGGAACGGGUCAGUGAUGGGGUCAGUGGUUCCAGAGGUUGAUGGUUGAGGGAUAGUAACUGUUCCUGAACUGAUGGUGGGAGUUCUGAGGCUCCUGUGCCGCCUUUUUGAUGGCAGCAGUGAGAAGAGAGCAUGGCCUGGGUGGUGGGGGUCCCUUAUGAUGGGUGCUGCUUUCCUGUGACAGUGCUCCAUGUAGACGCGCUCAGUAGUGGGGAGGGCUUUACCCGAGAUGGACUGGGCCAUAUCAACUACUUUUUGUAGGAGUUUCCAUUCAAGGGCUUUGGUGUUUCCAUACCAGACUGUGAUGUAGCCAAGCAAUGUACUCCCCACCGCACAUCUCCAGAAGUCUGCAAGGUUUUAAAUAUGCUGAAUCGCUGCAAACUUCUAAGGAAGUAGAGGUGCUGCCGUGCCUUGUUCAUAAUUGUACUCGUAUGCUGGGCUCGGGACAGGUCCUCUGAAAUGAGAACACCAAAGAACUUAAAAUUGCUGGCCCUCUCCACCCCUGAUCCCCUGAUGAGGACUGGUUUAUGGACCUCCAGUUUCCUCCGCCAGAAAUCCAUCAUCAGUUCCUUUGUCUUGCUGGCGGUAAGAGGUUGUUGUUACAGCACCAUUCAGCCAGAUUUUCAUGAGUAGAGUAGACGGAACUUCAUGCGUAUAGAAACCAGGCAGGUAGGUGGACCGUGAUCUCUCUUAACUGGAAACAUGCCAGUCCUGUGAAUAGAAACAAUGACUCAGGUGUCCCUGUAACCUCGGGAGGAAUGAGUAGGCAGUACGACCAGCACCACCUCCAGGUUUCUAGUAUUGUCUUGCAGUUUUUACAGAAUAUACAACUGUUCCACAACUACUGUUCUCUUGGUAUUGAGGACUUUUUAUCUCGCAGUGCAACAAAAUGAUGGAAAGAUACUUCACAAGUCAUGUUAAUAUCGAACUGGUAGUUACACUUGCUCAAUUGUGUAGUUGGCGUGAUACCUACCGAUGUUUGAGAGUACCCACUCAUUAGUGAUAUUUGCAGCAAAAGCCACUGAAAUUUGUUGUGGCAGAGUUAAAAGACAUUUCAAAUGAUCAUGGGAGGAGAGUUCCUCCAAAUGAGCACAGCCUUUGCUUGAUUCACCUUUGGGAAUUCUCCCAAGUUUGAUUUGCCUUCUGUGUCAAGUUGUUGCCCGUGGCUGGUGCUGCACAGUUGGCCUGCAGCUGAGGGAAUCACAUCAAUACCUGGAGCAGCACGGUAGUGUGGUGUUUAACACAACGCUUCAGUGUGCCAACUACUUGGGUUCAAUUCCCUGCCGCUGCCUGUACAUGCUGUCCUGUGACUGCAUGGGUUUCCUCCCGCAGUCUAAAGAAGUACCAGUUAUCAGGUUAAUUGGUCAUUGUAAUCUGUCUCAUGACUAGGUCAGGGUUAAGUUGGGGGUUGCCAGGCGAAGGCCCAGAAGGGUAUACUCUGCAUUGUAUCUCAUUAGGGCUAGGAACAUCUUCAGGAGAACGGAGCCAAGAAUGGGGUUGUCACUGUAAUUACUUCAAAGAUGUUUCUUCGUUGAGCCUCAAACAUUGUCUAAUAGUUCCAGUUUUUUUUAAAUCCUGAGACGAGAGAUUUUUUUGUACCACUGUGUGAUUUCUUAUCAGUCUCUGCACUGCAGCUUAAGCAAAAGUGAUUCUUGGACAGCCUCUUAAAUUAAGGCUGAAUGGCUCUCCAGGCCCCUUAAGAGCCAGUUGGAAUUAUAAGCUUCCAUAGACCAGGAGUCCAGGAGGUCGACAAUAUACGUUGACAAUAAGUCAGGUGAGGGAUGGAAGUAAGAUGGACAUCGUUUUUUCCACGGCCCUUCUCCUCCUAAAUGCAGCGGAGGAUCAGUUUACACAUGCUGCAAUUUGCACGAGAAGUCAGCCCCAGACUGCAUGCUGAAUCAAUUUUGUUUUGUUCAUGACAUGUCUGCAAUAAUGGGAUUCAAAAAAAAAGCUGGAAUUGUAGAACAGAUAUCUUGUGUCUCUCUUCAACAUGGACAAUGGGGUAGGAGCGCAGCUUCUGAUAAUAUUGUGUAUUAUCAUGGUCUUUCAGCAGUGACUAAUUUGUAAGGACAAAGAACUGAACCCUGUAUUUUAAAACACACCAAGAGGUUUUGAGAAUAACUUGCAUUUGUAUAGCAACUCCUAUAUGAUAGAGUAAGCAAAGGUGUUUAAUGGGCAUACUGUAAAGCAAGUCACUUACUGAAAUAUUGAACAGAUUCUUGACUCAAACAUUAGAUCUAGAAAAAGAAACAGGAAUAUAAAUGGUUUGAAAAUCACCACAGAACAAAUCAAAAAAACUCUUGUUAUAACAUGAAGUUUAUGGGAUUUUUAAAACACUGUCUGCACUAUUUGAUUUGGAGGUUGUCAAUGAUGGGAAUAAUGUAUAGCGUACUAUACACGAACAUGUGGUCAAUUUACUGUUUAAAAAUGUUUUUUUAAAGUAAACAUUGGGCCCAACCUAAACUAAUUUAGAACAUGGUAUGUGGCAGGCUUUAAAUGGAAUCUGGCACAACUGAAGCUAAUGAAUAGUUCUACCUUUGUUUCUCUCAAGGGCUCUAAUGGUAGUUAUGAUUCUUGGAAUGUGUUUGAUAUUAUCAUUAUUCAUGUGUUUAUACCAGUUAGCAUGUUGGGUGAUUUCAAUGGACAUCUAAUAACUUAAUCAUUUUUAUUGUCUUCACUCGUGUCAGCUUGUUACAUUUUUGCUCACACCAUUUAUUUAUGAAUGUUACGCAAGUAAGUUGCAUUGAAAUUUAUUCAAUGAAUUGCAUUAAAGCAGCUGAAAUAUUCCCUUUUUUUUUACCAUUUUGGAUAGCCAGCCUCUGAGUAUGAGUAUUGGUUGGAGAUAAACUUCAUGUUUGGCCCUCUUUGUGAAACAAGGGAGGCUGUGCAUUAUGCACAAAUCCUGGAGGAACUCAGCACACUAGGCGGCAUCUAUGUAAACGAGUACAGUCCAUGUUUCAGGCCUAGACCCUUCAGCAGGACUGCUAAGUGUAGAAGGGUCUUGGCCCGAAAGGUUGACUGUACUCUUUUCCAUAGAUGCUACCUGGCCUGCUGAGUUCCUCCAGCAUUUUGUGUGUGUUGCUUGGAUUUUCAGUAUCUGCAGAUUCUCUCUUCUUUGAGGCCGUGUAUUAUAAUCAUUGUGGUGGUGACUGGCAAGGCUGGUAUUUCCUGCCUAUCCCAACUGUCCAUGGCAAUGUGGUUCACCACAUUUUGCAACCAUCUAUCCAUGUAGUCCAGUUAUCACAGAAGGAUGGUCAAGAAUUUGACCCAUUGGUGUGUAAAGUAUGGCCAGUUCAGAAUGGUGGGUGCCUUGGAAAUGGUGGCAUCACGUCGCUGCCUCUGUCUUUCUCCGUUCCACGACAGGUACGUUCCUACUCUGCAUCUGCUGGUGUUUUGUUGGCUUCACUUCAGACUGUGAUUUCAUGAGAAAAGAAUGUGAUGUGAGCACCUCUCACCAUGCUCUUGUUAUAGCUUUUACUGAUAUGUAAAUCUCUUGGCUCUCAGAGCUUUAAACUCCACCUUGUACUUUUAGGAAGCAAAAAUUUCACCUAAAGGUUAAAAAAACAACUAACCUUAGAUGUAGGAGUAGAUGGAGUUUGCACAUGUCCUGCCAAGCGAUGAGCAAGUGACUGUGUCAAAAUUGGAUAUCACAGCUGGGUUAUUUUGCUGUGCUGCAGAUGAAAUUAUUUUGACAAAGAUUAAGAAAACUUUAAGAAUAGAUCUGGAUUAUCUGGGAAUUAUUCCUUUUCCAUUUUUAAGUUGUGCAUAUACCAAUUCAUAUCAUAUCAUGCAAUGUUUUUAUUUUAUUCUGAGAACUGCAUUGUGUUGCAACAUUGCAAUUAUUCCUUCAGAAGGCAAUAAACUGUUCAUUUUCACUUGAUUUUGCUUGUUAUUACCUCCUGACCUCAGCACUACAGGUGCUAAAUAGGUGUGAAAUAAACCAAACUGAUUGAAUCUUGGCCAAAACUUAUGUAACCUCCAACAUUAGAUUAUUCUUGGCCAGGACAGUUCUGUGCAAAUAUCAGAACUCGGGGAAAUCGGUUACAAGACUGCCAGCUAAAGAACCCGUGGAGAAACAGUGGCUUUGAAAAUUGUUUUCUUGGGAUCAGUAUCAUCAGCACUGCCUUACAUUAUUGCCCUUCCAAAACCAGGGUUCUGCUUCCUUUCCAAACACUUCGUUCGUACACUGAUCCUGAAGCUAGACUUGCAGAUGAACUGUGGUCAACGGAGUGAGGACUUGCUGACGGACUGCCCUUAGUUCCCCAACAGGUACAGGGAUAGGAGUCUACCAUCAGCACAGUGACAUUGUCCUACUAUUUGUACAGUGGAAGAUUCCAGAAAACACCAUUAAUACAUAACUAAGCACUGAGCUGAACUGCAGUAUUAGCGGUUUCUUAGUGUCACUUCACCGCCACAACUCGCCUUUCCUUCCAGGAUGCCUGGCCACCAUCCACUCCUCUCCAAAAGAGAGCUUUUGGCACAUUGGCUUUCAUAAAUCAGAGUACUAAGUAUUGGGAGUUGGGGAUGUUAUGCUGAAGUUGUAUAUGACAUUGGUGAGGCCAAAUUUGGAGUACUGUGUGUAGUUCUGGUCACCUAUCUACAGGAAAAAUAUCAGUAAGAUUGAAAGAGUACAGAGAAAAUUUACAAGGAUGUUAGUCGGAACUUGAGUACAGGGAAAGUUUGAA